AUGACCGGCGCGGCGGCCCACGCGGUCGAGCCCCGCGCCGCCGCCACCGCCGCCUCCCCUCCCCCCGUCGCCGCCGCCGCGGGGCCCUGCGAGCCGGCGCGCAAGGCGGGGCCCGUGACCAUGGAGCACGUGCUGCUGGCGCUCCACGAGUCGGAGGCGGAGCGGGAGGCGCGGAUCCAGGACAUGUUCGGCUUCUUCGACACCUCCGGCCGGGGCCAGCUCGACUACGCGCAGAUCGAGGCCGGCCUCGCCGCGAUGCAGGUCCCCGCCGAGUGCAAGUACGCGCGCGAGCUGCUCCGCGCCUGCGACCGCGACCGCGACGGGCGCGUCGGGUACGACGACUUCAGGCGCUACAUGGACGACAAGGAGCUCGAGCUAUACCGCAUCUUCCAGGCCAUCGACGUCGAGCACAACGGGUGCAUCCUACCCGAGGAGCUCUGGGACGCGCUCGUCAAGGCUGGUAUAGAGAUUGAUGAUGAGGAGCUUGCACGGUUUGUUGAGCAUGUGGACAAGGACAACAAUGGAAUUAUUACUUUUGAAGAAUGGAGGGAUUUUCUUAUGCUUUAUCCAAAUGAAGCAACAAUUGAGAACAUAUAUCAUCACUGGGAAAGAGUUUGCCUUGUAGAUAUAGGUGAACAGGCUGCUAUACCAGAAGGAUUAAGUAAGCAUGUCAGCGCAAGCAAAUAUCUGAUCGCAGGGGGCAUUGCGGGUGCAGCAUCUCGUACUGCAACUGCACCGCUUGAUCGCCUUAAAGUGAUCAUGCAAGUACAGACAACGCGCACGACGGUCGCACAUGCAGUUAAGGAUAUAUUUAUCCGAGGUGGCCUAAGGGGAUUUUUUAGAGGGAAUGGUUUGAAUGUUGUAAAAGUUGCUCCAGAGAGUGCAAUAAGGUUUUAUGCCUAUGAAACACUGAAAGAAUAUAUUAUGAAGAGCAAAGGAGAAAAUAAGAGUGCAGUUGGCGCUUCUGAACGCCUUGUUGCUGGUGGUUUGGCUGGUGCAGUAGCGCAAACAGCAAUUUACCCCAUAGAUUUAGUAAAGACACGGCUACAAACCUUUUCUUGCGAGAGUGGUAAAGUUCCUAGUCUUGGUGCCUUAUCAAGGGAUAUAUGGAAGCACGAAGGUCCUCGAGCGUUCUAUAGAGGUCUUGUUCCAUCUUUGCUUGGUAUUGUCCCUUAUGCUGGAAUUGAUCUUGCUGUAUACGAGACUUUGAAAGAUGCGUCCAGGACAUAUAUCAUAAAGGACAGUGAACCUGGUCCUCUAGUACAACUGGGCUGUGGCACUGUCUCUGGAGCACUGGGAGCCACAUGUGUUUACCCUUUACAGGUCAUCAGAACAAGACUGCAAGCUCAGCAAGGGAAUUCAGAGGCAGCAUAUAAAGGAAUGUCGGAUGUAUUCUGGAGAACCCUAAAGCAUGAAGGUGUUUCUGGGUUCUACAAAGGAAUCCUACCAAACCUCCUUAAGGUGGUGCCUGCUGCAAGUAUUACCUAUAUGGUUUAUGAGGCGAUGAAAAAAAAUCUGUCUCUUGAUUAAAUUCGGGAAUUGUUUUGCAAACCGGCCAUUAUUAUUGACAUGGCUGACUGUAGAGAUAAUGACGACACAUGAAUUUACUGGUUAAAGAGCUCCUUUUUUUGACGCGAAAGAUGGUGCCUUCAGGAUAGAACUGAAAGCUAUUGCUAUCCUACUUGUUAAUGAAAACGAAGAGAUUAUCAUGAUAGCAUCGAGGCUGCCACACUUGCAUAGUGGUAACUAUUCCUCCUUGUCAAGAUUACAGGCUUACAGCAAUCAGUUAUACUCCAUAGCCCCCUUUUUAUCUUCUUAUGGAGCUCUUAUUUGUACAUACAUAACUACCUACCGCUGCACAUGUUUGGAAAUAGGAACAGUACUGAAGUAACUUAGGUUGUGUUCU
Messenger RNA from Lolium rigidum, 1906 nucleotides. RefSeq names its product calcium-dependent mitochondrial ATP-magnesium/phosphate carrier protein 2-like. The transcript is spliced from 4 exons. The record is from RefSeq and is a predicted model, not a curated record. The coding region runs from base 1 to 1530 and encodes 509 amino acids. Lineage: Eukaryota; Viridiplantae; Streptophyta; Magnoliopsida; Poales; Poaceae. Gene Ontology annotation, biological process: transmembrane transport. Gene Ontology annotation, molecular function: ATP transmembrane transporter activity; calcium ion binding.